This is a messenger RNA of Photinus pyralis (common eastern firefly), 1962 nucleotides long. RefSeq lists its product as uncharacterized. The transcript is spliced from 11 exons. The coding region runs from base 93 to 1823 and encodes 576 amino acids. Lineage: Eukaryota; Metazoa; Arthropoda; Insecta; Coleoptera; Lampyridae. The record is from RefSeq and is a predicted model, not a curated record.
ACGCUUUAUACACACUGGCGAGUGUUAUAAACUUCAGUGCGUGCUUUGUACUUUAAAUUUUGGGAAAUACAAAUGACGUACGGACGUUAGUUAUGUGGCGGAAAUACAGUGCCCUUUUUGUGCUAUUCACAUUAAUUUUGGAAGUUUUUGGGAAUCAAGAUAAGUAUGUGUACAACCGAGAUGAAGAUGUAUCUAGUGAUACCACGACCGCGAGAACGACGACUGAUAGAUCGUUAGCCGAAAUUUCAAUUGAAAAAUUUGCUAAAAGUUCAGAUGCAUUUAACAAAACAUUAUUAGAACACCCAGUGAAUGAGACCAAAACCGGUGCGCAUAUCUAUUAUAACAGCACUAUUACGUUUGAUUCCGCAAUUGCUGGACAAUAUUGGGUCCACAUUGAUAAUAAUAGUGAUGUUAUAGUUAACGAAUUAUUGUCAAAUGCACAUCGCAGGGCUGUCACCGUAACGCUGUCGUUUGAUUUUCCAUUUUAUGGACAUCUUAUUCGAAAUGUUACCGUAUCUACAGGAGGAUUUCUUUUUAUGGGCCAAUAUAUUCACUUAUGGCUAGCGGCGACGCAGUACAUCGCGCCGCUUAUGGCAAACUUUGAUACAUCAGUAUCAAAUGACAGUUUCAUUAAGUAUUUGGAUAAUGGAACCGCCUUCACAGUCGUUUGGGACCAAGUACGUUUACAAGAUAGUCCCCAUGCGGGUUCCUUUACAUUCCAAACCACGUUAUUUAAGAACGGGGAUAUAGUAUUUGUUUAUAAAAAUAUUCCCAUCCCCGUGGAGGACAUUUCUGACAUUAGUCAUCCUGUUAAAGUUGGGCUUUCCGAUGCAUAUCGUAAAAGUCACAGCAUAUUCUCUAAUAAACAAGCAAUCUAUGAAUAUCAUCGUGUGAAAUUUAGCAAGGAGAACAUUAAAAAUGAUACAACAAUUUAUCUAAAACCCACUUGUUUGCAUAGUAAAGAUUGCCAUUCGCGUCAGACAACACAAAUUAAUAAUUUUGAGUUUAUGCAAAGUAACGAAACCUUUAAUGGAACGACAACUGAGCAAUCAUUAGCCGAAAAUUCAAUUGAGAAAUUUGCUAAAGAGUCAGAGAGCCGUAACAAAACGUUAUUAGAACACCAAGUGAAUGAGACCAAAACCGAUGCGCAUAUCUAUUAUAACAGCACUAUUACGUUUGAUCCCGCCAUUGCUGAACAAUAUUGGGUCCACAUGAAUAAUAACAAUAGUGACGUUAGAGUCAUAUUAUCAAAUGCACAUCGCAAGGCCGCCAUUGUGACACUGUCAUUUGAUUUUCCAUUCUAUGGACAUCUUGUUCGAGAUGUCACUGUAUCUACAGGAGGAUUUAUUUUCAUGGGAGAAAAUCGGCACUCAUGGCUAGCGGCAACGCAGUACAUCGCGCCGCUUAUGGCUAACUUUGAUACAUCGGUAUCAAAUCACAGUUUCAUUAAGUAUUUGGAUAAUGGGACCGCUUUCACAGUCUUUUGGGACGAAGUACAUUUACAAGAUAGUCCCGAGGUGGGUUCCUUUGCAUUCCAAACUACGUUAUUUAAGAACGGCGAUAUAGUGUUUGUUUAUAAAAAUAUUCCGAUUUCCGUGGAGAACAUUUCUGAAAAUAGUCAUCCUGUUAAAGUUGGGCUUUCCGAUGCAUAUCUUAAAGAUAAGAUCGUACUCUUUGUGCGAAGAAAAUCAAUCUAUGAAUAUCAUCGUGUGAAAUUUAGCAAGGAAAACAUUAUAAAUGAUACCGCAAUUUAUCUAAAACCGACGUGUUUGAAUAGGAAAGAUUGCCUUUCGCUUCAGACAUCAAAAAUUGCUAAUUUUUAGAUAUGAUACCAUUUAAUCAACAAGCGGGCGCGCUAUGAAGAAUUGAAAGAUUUUGUUGCUUCUUUAAUAUUUUUAAUCUUUUGUAUUUGUUUUGUAUAUGUUAUUCAUUUUUCCAUAAAAUAAAAAGUACUGCGCUAUA